GGGUUGUUAUCAUACCCAAAGCCUAGGUUAUCAGUUUGAGACUUUUCAGCGCUUUUACGAGAGCAAGUCUUGAAAGCUUCAGUACUCUUUAAACAAUCGCGGCUGCUGUAUGCUUUAAUGUAAUUGAACAUAGUUAUUUAUUUAAUUAAAAAUAAUAAAUAAAAAUAUUAUAUAAAAUAUGCCAAAUAUAAAUAAAAGUAAAGUAAUCGCUAUAAGUGCGUUAUUAAUAUCACUUGGUUUGAUUAUGGGUUCGAUAUAUUUGCACAUGCAAAAGAAACAUCAUCUCGGACGAAUGAAUACCGGAUCGAGACAAUUGAAUAGUGCUGGUGUGGACUACAUUGACUUAAAUUCAGACAUUGAUAUAAGUGAUGUCAUUAAAUCAAAUGAUUCUUCUGAUGACGUACAAUCUAGCGAAUCAGAAUCAUCAAACGAAUCGAACUCAACUGAAAUUUUUCAAUAUAACGAACUCACGCCAUCUGCUGAAACUUUUUCAAAUGAAGACAAUGUGAACGAAAUCUGUAUGCAGUGUAUGUGUGAAAAUAUUUCCAUGUGCAAGCCAAGAAAGUGUGGUAAACAAUCGUGUGGUGUCUUCAUAAUUUCAGAAAGUUAUUGGUUUGAUGCUGGUGAACCAACUGUCUCAAAAAACGAAUAUACAAACAGUAAAGAUGCUAGUGAUUAUUUUCUUUGUGUUAAUGACCGAAAAUGCGCAGAAACGACUGUAAGGGCAUAUAUGAAAAGAUUCUCUAGAGAUUGUAAUAAAGAUGGUGUUAUCGAUUGUCUUGAUUAUAUAUUGAUACAUUUACUUGGGCCAAAUGGUUGCCUUACUAGUUCAUUACAUCCAGAAUUCUUUAAAAAUAUGAGGCAAUGCUUAUCUCGUGAAGCUCUGUGAAGGAUUACCAAUAGUAAAUAUUAAAUUUAUUUAUAAGAUUUUUAAUGUAAUAUAACAUAUAAUCCCUACUCAAACUUAGUAACAAUAUGUUAGUAAUU
Messenger RNA from Teleopsis dalmanni, 987 nucleotides. RefSeq lists its product as uncharacterized. Bases 179 to 889 code for a protein of 236 amino acids. The record is from RefSeq and is a predicted model, not a curated record. Lineage: Eukaryota; Metazoa; Arthropoda; Insecta; Diptera; Diopsidae. Gene Ontology annotation, molecular function: lysozyme activity. The transcript is spliced from 3 exons.